Molecule: messenger RNA, 474 nt
Organism: Rangifer tarandus platyrhynchus (Svalbard reindeer)
Lineage: Eukaryota; Metazoa; Chordata; Mammalia; Artiodactyla; Cervidae
Source: the annotation of a GenBank genome assembly
AUGGUAAAGCGUCUGCCCGCAAUGCGGGAGACCCGGGUUCGAUCCCUGGGUUGGGAAGAUCCCCUGGAGAAGGGAAUGGCAACCCACUCCAGUACUCUUGCCUGGAAAAUUCCAUGGACGGAGGAGCCUGGUAGGCUACAGUCCAUGGGGUCGCAGAGUCGGUCACGACUGGGCGACUUCACUCACUCACUCAAGAAUACAGUUACUCCAAGACUCCGUGAGUCCAGUUGUUCCACGGAGGUUUCCCUACUGGCUGGGUGUCUCCUUGAACCCCCCAGCUUGCAGAGACCAGUGGGCUUGGGGCGGAAGCUUUUACUGUUUUGUAGCUUUGACGAAGAAAGCCUCUUAGGGAGGCUUACCAUUAGCAUUGGGUACAUUAGCAUUUGGGUUUGUCCACUACAUGGGACAGAGAGACAGUCUGAGGUACAAACCUGCCCUGAGUCAUGGACAGUAUUUAACAAGCCAGCUAGCUGA